CCGAGCUCCAAACAAAACAAAAGCUCCAUACAUCUCAGUUCAUUCUAUUUAUAAUUUACUAUCUUCCAAGCAACUGUCAAACAAGUCUGUAAAGAUCGAAUAUUUACUGCCUUAUAAAAUCCUAAAAUUAAUUCGCAUCCUUUCACCCAUGCCAAUCCUUUCUACCACACUACCUCUUAUCCCUACAUCCGUAAAACUUUCAUUUCUAGUGCGUAAUAUGGUCAAUCGCACAUUGCAAUCCCUGAAUGAGCACCUUGACAUCGUAAACAGGGAGGAGCUGCACGAGUAUUUAGUCCAUAAAAGUAAAGUGCUCAGAAUGCUGGCAUACAUAGACGUGCUGAAAUAUUAUAAACAGAAAAGGAGACCGUCACGAGUUGCGGACGAGAUGGCCGACUGGUUUGAGGAGAUGAAAAUACUGUUCUGUGCCAAAUGCGACUUUAGAAGCGCUCUAUCUGUCUAUUUUUAUGGGUAUGAGGGAAUCGUGAGCAAUGCCUUGAUAGAGAUGCUACGCGAUGACGACAGUAGUGGAAAUGCACUGGCAGAACGAAACGUAAUUAAGUACACCGAGGAACAGAAUGAUGUGCUGGUGGACAGAAAAGCGGAGAGUGCCGAUGAUCUCAGUGCUAUUGACACUCUGAUCCGGAUCUAUCUGACCAAAGAGGACGUGUCAAUUUUUAAAUCAAUUGAGAUAGAAAAUGGUGUUUUAACGCUUGCGAGUGACCACGUAACCUUUAAAUUAACGCUUUGUGGCAGCCACACCUCGCCCACGUGGACAAUUCUCUCUCCACCAAAUAUAAAUCUUCAUUUUCAUCUGCUUCCUGUUUACGUAAAAAAGAUCGAGGUCAUAAACCGACAGCGGCGGAUCUUCGAAACUUAUAAGGACAUCGCGACAGGCACGUUCUAUGACUUUGAGAUACGCGUUUUUGAGGAGAUAGUAUUGAAAAUAAAAGACGGUACAGGCAUUAUGAAGGCGUUUGGCGAAAAAAUACAUGGUGGAUUGGACAUUCAUUGGUACAUGCGAUGGAUAGAGAAAUGGUUCAUAGGAGAAAUUUCUAAUCGAUAUGAAUACCUGAAGAUGAGGUAUCGUUUGUGGUUCGUCAUCGGCGAAGGCCUUCAUUUGGUAGAGGAAAAUGAGCACACAGAACAGCCAUGCAGGUUUAUUGGUGGCCUAGAUGACAAGUAUUUGAGCUCAGCAAACACUUUUUAUGAUAACAGAGAAGAAACCGGCCACGUGUUGUUCAAAUCGUUGAAAGACUUCAGGAGAUACUUCGUAAACCACGAAAGACACCCUUUUUACACGGCUCUGCUGUCCAUUGCCAAAAGAAACAACAUCUCAGUUGUUAGGAAUUACCAAGAGAAAGAUUUCGGGACAAGGAACGUAUUUCUGAGACGUGAUGCGAAUUUUGUGUGCAUACGGUGCGAUGAUAACAGCCAUAGAAUAUUUGUCGGCAGGAAUGUGAAGUACAAUCUGCUGCGCUAUAUUGAACUAGGCAUUGUGUAUAACACGAGGGAUAAAAGUGCUAUCAGUGCCCAAGACAUAAACGAUCUAGAAGACAACUUCAGUGAUCUGAAUGUUCGGUCAGGAUGUUUCCUCACAAACACAGCGGAUAAUCGGUAUGCCAUCAGUCUGAGCCACGUGAAGUAUUUUCUACGAGAUAUCGACCUGCUGAUGAUGGUUAAUGACAUUCUGUAUCUCCAAGAGACAAGCGUUACCGUGAGCAAUGAGAUAAAGUUCCUGUACAACAUGGACAGGUACAAAUUUAAGAUCAAAAUAAAAAGCGACGAGGACUGCCGCAUGGGAACAUCUCAAUCGGAUGAUUACGAUCAAAAGGAUUCAACCAAGGAGGAAAACGGAACAGCAGACACGUACAACGAUGUGCCAAGAAUGUCAAAGCGAAAAAGAUUUGUGGCACGAAUCGCUAUUAGCAACCAAAGCAUGGCUGAAAUAAAAAUAUAUGAAAUAUCCAAUCUUCUAAAUUAUUUGACCAUUUCAAUCCUGAGGGAUAAACUGAGCAAAUACGGCAUCAAAGGCACCUUUGAGACGGCCCACAACAGAUCGAUCCUGUCCUUUAUGUUUUACAACCUGAGCAUAAGGGUGGUUUACGAUGGAAGGCUGUCCAUUCAGUGCACCAACACGCUGCUUGUAGAUCUGCUGAAGUGUUGCCUGACCGUUGAUCUGAUAAGCCAUCUGCGGGCUCUAAAGCUGGUCCUGAAGGAGAACCUGGUGCCCAUCUCUUUUAACAGCAAUUAUCUGCUGUUUAAGUAUGGCAAGACAAUAGUGUUCAAGUAUUACGGUGAGAGGUACUACUGCGCCAUUGAUGGCGGCUAUAAAACGGUCGACGAAAAGAUCGUGAGCGAGAUGAAGAACAUGGAAGUCGGGUGUAAAAUGGACAAGAUCUGGUGGUGCCUUCAUGCGUACGAGAACAAGACAAAAAUACAAGUAGAGAACACGAAUGGAGAUACAGGGGAGGACAGGACAUUUCUGUUUGCGACUGAGGUUGGUGAGUUUAGGAUAUACAGGCAGCGAAAAAGCAUAAUUUUGAGAUUCACACGCUGUGAGCUGAGGGACGAGCAAAAAGUUGUCCUAGAAAAACUUUUUUACAACAUUUUCAACUUCGAAAAUUAUUUUACGAAGUACAUGGACGUGCUGGUUCACAAGAACAAAGCUGUGAAUGUUAUUGAAAAUUUAAGCAGCACUUGAAGAAGAACCAGGUAUACGUCCAAAGAACACACAUCGAAUAUUUCUACUAAAAAG
Messenger RNA from Vavraia culicis subsp. floridensis, 2755 nucleotides. RefSeq lists its product as uncharacterized. Lineage: Eukaryota; Fungi; Microsporidia; Pleistophoridae. The record is from RefSeq and is a predicted model, not a curated record. The transcript has a single exon. The coding region runs from base 149 to 2701 and encodes 850 amino acids.